Messenger RNA from Columba livia (rock pigeon), 2107 nucleotides. RefSeq names its product LIM homeobox transcription factor 1 beta (gene LMX1B). The coding region runs from base 405 to 1607 and encodes 400 amino acids. Gene Ontology annotation, cellular component: nucleus. The transcript is spliced from 8 exons. Gene Ontology annotation, molecular function: RNA polymerase II transcription regulatory region sequence-specific DNA binding; DNA-binding transcription factor activity, RNA polymerase II-specific. Gene Ontology annotation, biological process: regulation of transcription by RNA polymerase II; neuron differentiation. The record is from RefSeq and is a predicted model, not a curated record. Lineage: Eukaryota; Metazoa; Chordata; Aves; Columbiformes; Columbidae.
CAUGGCACAUGGGCUGCGGAGCGCCGGGGAAGCCCCGCCGCCCCGCCCGGCCCCGCCGCUCCGCCCGGCCCGGCCCCGGGAGGGCCCUCCGCGGAGGGCGUGGGGCUCCGGCGAGCAGGUGACACCGCGGGCUGCCCUGCGCCGUGUGCGCGGCAUGUGCGCGCCCGUGUAGCGCGGGCUGCCCCCAUGGGCAGCGGCGCCGGCUCCUUCCUCUGCCCCCCGUCUCUGGAAGCCCAGGCAGGAAACGCUCCUCAUGUCUCCCAGAUAAAAAUAAAAGCGACUCCCUCUUCCCGGCCGCAGAGUGUCCCCGAGCUCGGCCAGACGCGGGGCUGAGACGGCCCCGCCGCCCAGCAGCGCCUCUGCCCCGCCGCCCCGGAGCGCCGGGCUGCGCCGCCGCCCGCCCCAUGGACAUCGCAACAGGUCCCGAGUCCUUGGAACGUUGCUUUACGCGGGGCCAGUCGGACUGCUCAAAGAUGCUGGACGGUAUUAAAAUGGAAGACCACCCUCUGCGCUCGGGUCCGGCCACGUUGGGAGUGCUGCUGGGGUCGGACUGCCAGCACCAGGCCGUCUGCGAGGGCUGCCAGCGGCCCAUCUCGGACCGGUUUCUGAUGCGGGUGAACGAGUCCUCCUGGCACGAGGAGUGCCUGCAGUGCGCGGCGUGUCAGCAAGCGCUCACCACCAGCUGCUACUUCCGGGACCGAAAGCUCUACUGCAAGCAGGACUACCAACAGCUGUUUGCCGCGAAGUGCAGUGGCUGCAUGGAAAAAAUCGCCCCGACAGAAUUCGUGAUGAGAGCCCUGGAGUGUGUUUACCACUUAAGCUGCUUCUGCUGCUGCGUUUGUGAGCGACAGCUGAGGAAAGGGGACGAGUUUGUGCUCAAGGAAGGGCAACUGCUCUGCAAGAGUGACUAUGAAAAAGAGAAAGACUUGUUGAGCUCCGUCAGCCCCGACGACUCAGACUCAGUUAAAAGUGAUGAUGAAGAUGGAGAUGUUAAGCCCACCAAAGGACAAGUAAACCAAGGAAAAGGAAGUGAUGAUGGGAAGGACCCAAGACGACCUAAACGACCAAGGACAAUACUUACUACACAGCAGAGACGAGCAUUCAAAGCGUCCUUUGAAGUGUCUUCCAAGCCCUGUAGGAAGGUCAGAGAAACACUGGCAGCUGAAACAGGACUCAGCGUGCGAGUCGUCCAGGUCUGGUUUCAAAACCAAAGAGCAAAGAUGAAGAAACUAGCACGAAGGCAUCAGCAGCAGCAAGAGCAACAGAACUCGCAGCGGCUGGGGCAAGAAGUGAUGUCCAACCGAAUGGAAGGGAUGAUGACAUCUUACACGCCACUGGCACCACCACAGCAGCAGAUUGUAGCAAUGGAUCAAAGCAGUUAUGGCACAGACCCGUUUCAGCAGGGUCUUACCCCGCCACAAAUGCCAGGCGACCACAUGAACCCUUAUGGAAACGACUCCAUUUUUCAUGAUAUCGACAGUGAUACCUCUUUAACUAGCUUGAGCGACUGUUUUCUUGCCUCUUCCGAAGUUAACUCCAUGCAGGCUAGAGUAGGAAACCCCAUUGACAGGCUGUACUCUAUGCAGAGCUCCUAUUUCGCCUCAUGAAAAUAAAGAAAACAAACAGCCGGCGUGUCUUUAGCCAGUGACUUUUUCCAGUGCAGACUCUACAGCCAUAUGUUGCCCAGCUCUUCCUUCACAGUGACUCCUGCUGCCUCUGGACUGCAAAGAGCAUUUUUAGGAAGACUGUAUCUGUGUGCAUAUAUAUGUAUGUAUGUAUAUAUAUAUAUAAAUACCUACCUACAUACAUAUAUAUAUAACCAAAACACGUCCGCCAGUCCCAUGCCCUUGAUUCCCAGCUUGCACCAGACCACGAGACAAGCGGAAGGAACACAAGACCCUGCUCGUCAGCAGCCUCUGGUUUGGUUUGGCUUGAGCCCAUCGUGUAAAGGAGACGGAUUUUGCGGAAAGCCAGACCUUUUCGACCUUUUCCACCUUUUCCUCCUUUCUCUCUUGUUUUGGAUGGUAAAACCCUUUCAUUUUUUUCUUUUUAAAGCCACUGAUCUGACAUCAGUCGACCAUAUGACAAAUAAAUCAAAGAAACUGGA